AUGACCGACCAGGAUGCUGAAGUGGCUACCAAGCGAAUGCGCAUAACUGGCAACUCCAAGACAAUCAGGCCAGCGGAGAAGGCAUCCAAUAGAGUACCCAAGUGUGCACGCUGUCGCAAUCAUGGCAUCAUUUCGGAACUCCGUGGCCACAAAAAGAUGUGCAACUACAAGAGCUGCAAAUGCGCUAAGUGUGUGCUAAUCUUUGAGCGACAACGCAUAAUGGCUGCUCAGGUUGCCCUCAAGCGUCAGCAGGCUGUGGAGGAUGCCAUUGCGUUGCGUCUGGUGGCCAACAAGACUGGCCGUAAAAUCGAAGCCUUGCCGCCGGGCAGCAUUUACGGUUUGACAGUAACACAGCCCAAGGAGCAGACACAGCCAGUUGAAGCUAAGCCUAGCGAGACAUUGGAUGCACUGCAGCAGCAGCAGGAGCAAACUGUAGCUCCAACGGAAGUUGUAGCGGUUGCAGAGGAUCUCAGUGCUCCACGACGCGAGCAGGUGUCACAGACGGCCAUUGAUAUGUUGUCACAGCUGUUUCCACAGCGCAAGAGAUCUGUGCUGGAGCUGGUACUCAAGCGUUGUGAUCUGGACUUGAUACGCGCCAUUGAAAAUGUUUCGCCGUCGGCGGAGCAGUUGCAGCCCUUAGCGGAGCAGCCACUGCCACAGCCGGCAGCCUUGCAACUGGCCAUGCCCACGCGCAGUAGCGCCUUCAGGCCAGUCAUUGCGGAGCAGUAUGCGGCCAAGAGCUCAGCUGCUGCAGCUGCUAUUUGCGCCUAUCCCAAGUGGUUUGUGCCGCUUUCCUUUCCAGUCACCAUGGGACACUUGUCCAAUCUGGCGCCGCGUUGCACGCUGCCCAAUUGCAGCUGCCUUGAGAGUUAUCCAUUUCACUAG
Drosophila busckii is the source of this 885-nucleotide messenger RNA. RefSeq names its product doublesex- and mab-3-related transcription factor A2 (gene dmrt93B). NCBI's taxonomy places the organism in Eukaryota, Metazoa, Arthropoda, Insecta, Diptera, Drosophilidae. The transcript is spliced from 3 exons. Bases 1 to 885 code for a protein of 294 amino acids. Gene Ontology annotation, biological process: regulation of transcription by RNA polymerase II; sex differentiation. Gene Ontology annotation, cellular component: nucleus. Gene Ontology annotation, molecular function: DNA-binding transcription factor activity, RNA polymerase II-specific; RNA polymerase II cis-regulatory region sequence-specific DNA binding. The record is from RefSeq and is a predicted model, not a curated record.